AUGGCUGAAGCUGAACAAUUUGUCUUUCAAGCUGAGAUAUCUCAGCUUAUGUCAAUUAUUAUUAACACUUUCUACUCAAAUAAAGAGAUUUUCCUUCGUGAAUUAAUAUCUAAUGCUUCAGAUGCUUUGGAUAAAAUUCGAUAUGAAUCACUUACUGAUUCUUCAAAACUUAAUAACAAACAUGAACUUUAUAUCCGAAUCAUUCCUAACAAGGAAAAUAAUGUUCUUAUAUUACGGGAUACUGGAAUUGGCAUACCCAAGACCGAACUUGUGAAUAAUCUUGGUUCUAUUGCUCGUUCAGGUACUAAGAAUUUUAUUGAAGCUUUGCAAUCUGGUGCUAACAUUUCUAUGAUUGGUCAGUUUGGUGUUGGUUUCUAUUCUGCCUACUUGGUUGCGGACUGUGUUCAAGUGAUCACAAAGCACAAUGAUGAUGAACAGUAUAUUUGGGAAUUGUCAGCCAGUAGAUCAUUCACCAUCGCUCGUGAUACAGAUAAUGAACCAAUUGGCCGAGGCACACUUAUUAAAUUGUUCCUCAAAGAAGUUCAAUUAGAAUAUCUUGAAGAAUAUAGAAUUAGAGAGAAAGUUGAAAAAGAUGAGAAAAAUGAUAAAGAGAAGAUAAAGACAGUAGAAAUCGAAGAGUUAAACAAAACUAAACCUAUCUGGAAAAGAAAUUCUGAUGAUAUUAAAUAUGAAGAAUAUGCUGCAUUCUACAAGUCUCUAACUAAUGAUUGGGAGGAACAAUUGGCCGUUAGGCAUUUCUCUGUCGAAGACAAUUGUGAAGAUUUAAUUCCUGAAUAUCUUAACUUCAUCAAAGAAAUAGUUGAUUCAGAAGAUCUGCCGCUUAAUAUUUCUCGAGAAAUGCUUCAACAGAACAAAAUUCUUAGAGUUAUUUGUAAAAAUAUAGUGAAAAAAUAUAUAGAGCUGUUUUCUGAGAUUGCUGAGGACAGGGAAAAUUUCGCAAAAUUCUAUGAAGCAUUUUCCAAAAACAUUAAGCUUGGAAUUCAUGAAGAUUCUCAGAAUCAGUACAAAUUAGCCGAAUUUCUUCGUUAUUAUUCUACAAAAUCUACCGAUAAACUUACCUCUCUAAAAGAUUACAUGACGCGCAUGCCAGAAAAACAAAAAGAAAUUUACUACAUUACAGGAGAAAAUCGUCAGGCUGUUAAGAAUUCACCAUUUUUGGAGAAACUUGUAUGUAUCACAAAAGAAGGGCUUGAGAUUGAUGAAGAUGAGGAAGAAAAAAAACUGCGUAAAGAAGAAAUUAGGAAAUAUAAUUAUUUGUGCAAGCAAAUUAAAGAAAUUCUUG
Molecule: messenger RNA, 1303 nt
Organism: Dentiscutata erythropus
Lineage: Eukaryota; Fungi; Glomeromycota; Glomeromycetes; Diversisporales; Gigasporaceae
Source: the annotation of a GenBank genome assembly